UAUAGUGAAUGCAGGGUCCGGGGAAACCGGAUAUAGUGAAUGCAGGGUCCGGGGAAACCGGAUAUAGUGAAUGCAGGGUCCGGGGAGACCAGAUAUAGUGAAUGCAGGGUCCGGGGAGACCAGAUAUAGUGAAUGCAGGGGUCCGGGGAGACCAGAUAUAGUGAAUGCAGGGUCCGGGGAGACCAGAUAUAGUGAAUGCAGGGUCCGGGGAGACCGGAUAUAGUGAAUGCAGGGUCCGGGGAGACCGGAUAUAGUGAAUGCAGGGUCCGGGGAGACCGGAUAUAGUGAAUGCAGGGUCCGG
Molecule: messenger RNA, 301 nt
Organism: Staurois parvus
Lineage: Eukaryota; Metazoa; Chordata; Amphibia; Anura; Ranidae
Source: the annotation of a GenBank genome assembly